This is a messenger RNA of Cebus imitator (Panamanian white-faced capuchin), 1915 nucleotides long. RefSeq names its product cyclin-dependent kinases regulatory subunit 1-like. Gene Ontology annotation, molecular function: cyclin-dependent protein serine/threonine kinase activator activity; protein kinase binding; histone binding. Gene Ontology annotation, biological process: regulation of mitotic cell cycle. The coding region runs from base 489 to 728 and encodes 79 amino acids. Lineage: Eukaryota; Metazoa; Chordata; Mammalia; Primates; Cebidae. The transcript has a single exon. Gene Ontology annotation, cellular component: cyclin-dependent protein kinase holoenzyme complex; SCF ubiquitin ligase complex. The record is from RefSeq and is a predicted model, not a curated record.
UCACUCCAUACACACAUAUAUUUACUAAAGUAACAAAGGGAAGCUUAGGCCUAUGACCCAUGUGGGCAGUGAAAUCACAUUUUAGAAUAGCUAACCCUUUGGCCAAGAGAGAAUGCAAUUAAUAAUGUGACUAGUUUCCUGUACACUGCUGGCUACAGAUAACCCCAAGAAGAUCUAGAGAGCAUUCUCCCAUGGCAUGAUUCAUUUUGCUUGCAGUGUCCUCAAAGGGGAAAAUCUUACAACAGACGAAAAAAGCUUAAAAAGAAACAGUACAAAUGUUUAACAUUUUUUUUUUCAUACAGGUCUACUCUUUCAAAGUCAAAUAUUUAACUUCUUUUUUUCUUUUUCCCUAUUCUCAUUUUAUAAAUGAGAAUUAAAUGGUGACCAGUCAUCAUUUACUGCUGAAUAUAAUUUUUGAAUCAGAAAAUACUAUGAUGGUUCCUUGGAGGUUGGUGUCAUGGGGCUGAAGGCUAGCAGACGGAGCAAUCAUGUCGCACAAACAAAUUUACUAUUCGGACAAAUACGACGGCCAGGAGUUUGAGUAUCAGCAUGUCAUGCUGCCCAAGGACAUAGCCAAGCUGGUCCCUAAAGCCCAUUUGAUGUCUGAAUCUGAAUGCAGGAAUCUUGGCGUUCAGCAGAAUCAGGGUUGGGUCCAUUAUACGAUCCAUGAACCAGAGCCUCACAUCUUACUGUUCCGGUGCCCACUACCCAAGAAGUUGAAGAAAUGAAGCUGGCAAGCCAUUUUCAGCCUCAAGCUUUACAGAGCUGUCCUUACUGCCUAACAUCUUCCUGAUGACAUUAUUGUGUUGCCUUCCUGUUUCUCACUUUGAUAUUUAAAAGAUGUUCAAUACACUGUUUGAAUGUGCUGGUAACUGCUUUGCUUCUUGAGUAGAGCCACCACCGUAGCCCAGCCUGAUGAGUGUUCUGUGGACCCACACCCUCAGCUGAGUGUGAUCCCAGAAGCCACAGCAUGCUGGGUAAAUAGAACACACUUGGCAGAUGGAGGAAGCAUCUGAGAUUAACACCAUGGCUGUUACAUGGAUGGUGUAAACUUGUUUUUGUUUUUUUCUGCUGGGUGUUGUAUGUAGGGUGACUUUUGGAUUUAUGUUUCAGUGUACCGGAAACUUUCCAUUUUAUUCAAGAAAUCUGUUCAUGGUAUAAGCCUUGAUUAAAGAGGAAGUUUUUAUAAUCUAAAAAAAAAAGAAAAUACUAUGACAUAUUGAUUUUUUUUAACAGAUUAGAGGAUAUUCUUCACAUUAAGUCUACAACAUAUGAAGCAAAGAGAACAAGGCCUCCACUUGCCUACCCUGCAUAUUUGAAUUAGCAGAUGAAUAAGAAAAAGGCACACUUUUCUUCAGGCAGACCACCAGGUACAUGCCUCUGUGAUUAGAACCCGGGCUGGAAUUUAGUCUCCCUUUGCCUCCUCAGAGAGGUGCUUUUGUGUAGUACCUAAUAAACUGUGCAACUGAAUACAAUGGACUGAUCUUAUCCUACAUUAAAAAAAUGUUAUCGUAAUCAAGAAAUUAUUUAGAUUCCGCCAGUCAUUGCUUUCUGGCCCACCAUGCCUUUUCAUUUGAUCAACAAUCCCUAAUUUAUAAACUCUUUAAAAUGUCAAAAUAAUUAAUACUCUAGCAAUGACUUUCAAUGGUUUGGUAUUGAAUAUGUACCUGAACCCUCCACUCAAACCCCAGCCUGGCUCACAACUUCCCUGCCCAUUUUGCUCUUUUCAUCUUGUUCAAGAGGUUCCCACAAUAAUCUGGCCAUGAAGAAAACCUCAUGCACAGUUACCAGGAUCUCAUUGUCUCGGCUCUAGGAGGGCACUCCUUUAUAUUUUUUGAGAUGGAGUCUCGUUCUGUCACUCAGGCUGGAGUGCAGUGGUGCGAUCUCUACUCACUGGAACCUCCGCCUCAUGGGU